GGGAGGAGCGUGUGGGUGUGGUUUAUGGUGAAGAUGGGCGGGGCCUGGUGGAGGGAGCAGGCCCACGGGUGGAAAUGGGAGGAGCUUAAGCAAAGGGGUGGGGUUGAUAAAGGGGCGUGGCUCAAAACGGUAGAAGGACCCGAGUUUGAAGGGUCCUAAUCAGUGCUGAGUGGGGAAAUGGGGCUCAGCGUGAAGGUGGGAGGAGCUUAGACUAGAAGGGGUGGAGUUUGUACCGGGGUGUGGCUUACAGAAACUGGUGGGCAUAGUGAGGGGUGGGGUUUGGGCGUGUGAUCUGGGAAGUCUUCGUGGAAAUAGCAACUCUUUAUAAUGCAGGUGAAAUGACUUCGGAGGCCUGGAACGAGACUCCGAAGGGCUGAGAAUGUGGGAAGCGUUGGGUAGACUGGGUCUUGGAAAGGACAGGGCUGACUUCAAGGCUGGGUUUGAAGACAAAUUAAGUGGGGUUUGGAGGCAGAUCUUAGUGGAGAAGAGACGUAGGACUUAAAGAGAGCACUCAGAGGAACUUAGUAGAUAGUAGUAACCGCCACAGGUGAGCUAGGUCCUUCUAUUAUCCGUAUUUUGCAAGUGAAGAGUUUCAGUUGGUUUUAUCCGAGGUUCCAGGACUUUCAUCUUCAAAGAAGCGUGGGAGCAGCUUCCAGUGGGGUUGGAGGGGCUUGUCAAGGAAUAAAAGAGGCUCCUGGAACAGUGUUGAGGGACUUUGGAAAGAGUAGGCGGGGCUUAGAGGAGCAGGAGUCUGUUCACAAAGGGGGUGAGACAAAACACUGGGGUAGAGGCGACUGGGUGUGAGUAGGCAGAUUGGCAGAUAAGUGGGAGAAGGGUUUGUAGGGGAAUGGACUUAAAGACAGUGGGCGCGGUCCUGGGGAGUGGCUUUAAAGAGUAGCGGUCAGAGCUCCCGGGGGAUACGUGGUGGGUCUAUGAGUCCCAAGAGCCUGAUGGGGGAGGACUAAGGGGAGGUGACUCCCUCACCUUCCCUCACUGUCUCCCCUGCUCCAGAGAGCCCCCACCCACAACUGCCCUCACGCCACGCCACCAUGGAUGACGCCCCACUGCCAGCGCCCCCUGUCCCUGCCCCGGCCCCGACCCCGGCCCCGGCCCCAGCACCGCCCGCCGCCGCCCCCCGCGUCCCGUUUCACUGCAGUGAGUGUGGCAAGAGCUUCCGCUACCGCUCGGACCUGCGGCGCCACUUCGCGCGUCACACUGCUCUCAAGCCCCACGCGUGUCCGCGCUGUGGCAAGGGCUUCAAGCACAGCUUCAACCUGGCCAACCACCUGCGCUCGCACACGGGUGAGCGGCCCUACCGCUGCUCCGCCUGCCCCAAGGGGUUCCGAGACUCCACUGGCCUGUUGCACCACCAGGUCGUCCACACUGGUGAGAAGCCCUACUGCUGCCUGGUCUGCGAGCUCCGCUUUUCCUCGCGCUCCAGCCUGGGCCGCCACCUCAAGCGCCAGCACCGCGGCGUUCUCCCGUCCCCUCUGCAGCCCGGCCCUGGCCUGCCAGCCCUGAGCGCGCCCUGCUCUGUCUGCUGCAACGUGGGGCCCUGCUCGGUGUGUGGGGGCGCAGGUGCUGGCAGUGGAGAGGGCCCGGAGGGGGCGGGCCCGGGCAGCUGGGGGCUGGCGGAGGCCGCUGCUGCUGCAGCAGCCUCGCUGCCCCCAUUCGCAUGUGGUGCCUGCGCUCGGCGCUUCGACCAUGGCCGCGAGCUGGCGGCCCACUGGGCCGCGCACACUGAUGUAAAGCCCUUUAAGUGCCCGCGCUGCGAGCGCGACUUCAAUGCCCCCGCGCUGCUGGAGCGGCACAAGCUGACCCACGACCUGCAGGGCCCGGGCGCACCCCCAGCGCAGGCCUGGGCCGCGGGGGCAAGUGCUGGGCCUGAGACCCCGGGAGAGGGUGGUGCUGCGGAGGCGGGUGACGCCAGGCCGGCCUGGGACGGCGGGCUGCUCCUGGGCCGCGUUGGGGGCGGUGUUCCCGAGCUGGGAGGAUUGCUCCCCGAGGGCGGCGGGGAGGCCCCUGCGCCUGCGGCCGCAGCGGAGCCAUCGGAAGACACUCUGUACCAGUGCGACUGCGGGACCUUCUUCGCUUCGGCGGCGGCGCUGGCCAGCCACCUGGAGGCGCACUCGGGGCCGGCCACCUACGGCUGCGGCCACUGUGGGGCGCUGUACGCGGCCCUGGCAGCUCUGGAGGAGCACAGGCGAGCCAGCCACGGGGAGGGUGGCGGGGCGGAGGCGUCCACAGCAGCCCCCGAGGGGGAGCCCGCAUCCGGGGAGCCCGCGUCGAGCUCGGGCCGCGGCAAGAAGAUCUUUGGCUGCUCCGAGUGCGAGAAGCUGUUCCGCUCCCCGCGGGACCUGGAGAGGCACGUGCUGGUGCACACGGGCGAGAAGCCCUUCCCGUGCCUCGAGUGCGGCAAGUUCUUCCGCCACGAGUGCUACCUCAAGCGCCACCGGCUGCUGCACGGCACCGAGCGGCCCUUCCCCUGCCACAUCUGUGGCAAGGGCUUCAUCACGCUCAGCAACCUCUCCAGGCACCUGAAGCUGCACCGGGGCAUGGACUGACCGUGCGGCCACCCGGCCCGGGGCUGGACUCAUGGUCACGGCGCCGGGGGAACCGCCAAAAUCCACACGCGGGCCCUGAGAUGAGGGACCCUGAGGCUGGAGAGAUGGGACUCAGAGCCCCCAGGGGACAGCCCAAAUCCAGGCUCAGACCCUGAGUUGAGGGGACCCUGGCUGGAGAGGUGGGGCCACCAGAAACCUACAUUGGCCCCUGAGCUGGGGGACAGCGAAUACACCGAGCGACUCCUCAGCUGGGGGUCCCGGAUCUAUGAAGACUCCUGAGCUUGAGGCCUCCCUGGAAUCUGUGCCGGGCGCCCUCUAAUCAACGGGCCCCUAGGCUGGGGGACCUAGGGACGAGACAUGGUCUCCACAGGUACUUCUCACAUUCAGGGCCCUCGUGAAAGACGGGCGCCCUCCCCCAAGGGGAGUCUGCAUCUCCCUGAGAGCCAUCAUUCCCAAGGACCUUGACCUGGAGAAUGUGGGGCGGCCAUGUCCCUAAAUUUCCCCGGGUCCCCUCCAAAUGCGACCCACCAGAGUCACUGGUGCCCUUAGGUAACGGAUAGAGCCGGAAUCUGCCUUUCCCCCACCUCAUUCCCGAUGCUGAGAGGGGACCAGGGUAGAGCCCCCCGCCCUCAACCCACUCCCCAAGUCGGCCUCCCUCCCCUACUGCGGAAUGGAUCAACCCUAUCGACCUCCCCGUCCCCAAGCACUAGAAUAGGCUGGUUGGAAACCCCCUGCCCAGUAGGAUGGACUGACCCGGACACACACCCUCCUGCCCAGUGGAAAAGGCUGGGCCGGCGGUGGCCUGCCCCACACCCUCCUUGCGGUGGACCGGCAGACACACCGCGCCUUCCCCGCCCUGUGGCCCCACCUGAGUGGGAGCUGGUGGGCCCUGGAGUCUCCCUCCUGCUCUGCUGUAGAACCUGUCGGUCUUUCCAUUCCUGUCAGUCUGUCUGUCUCUGUGUCCCUCCCAACACCAAGGGAAAGGAGGGUUGGCCAGGGGGUCCUCCCCAUGAGCCUCGACCUCACCCUCCCUUCCCAGUCCCCAAUGUCUCCAGGACCCCAAUAAACC
Molecule: messenger RNA, 3633 nt
Organism: Pteronotus mesoamericanus
Lineage: Eukaryota; Metazoa; Chordata; Mammalia; Chiroptera; Mormoopidae
Gene: FIZ1
Product: FLT3 interacting zinc finger 1
Exons: 2
Coding region: 1050-2564 (504 amino acids)
Source: RefSeq, a predicted model, not a curated record